GUCCCGCACGCGUCCGCUUACCACCACACCGAUGGCCUCUCCUCCCUACACUGACCCGACCCAUUGACGAGAUUGUGCACAGAAUGUCGGUGGCAGGCAGAAGACCUGGCGGCGCGUCGUCGACCACGACCACGAGCGUCGAGCUCGCAUUGCUUCCCAGUCUGAGGAGCUGUUUGGUCAAUCUGCCGGCCUCUCUGGUGGCUCUACUGCUCAACGCGAACACAGUCGCGCAGAAUGUCGUGGUUGAGCUGCAGUACCGCCAGGCUCAGCCGACCGGUUCAGAUGGGAAGCCGAGGCCAGCAACAACGCAGUCGGUGUUUGUGGGGUGGACUGGUAUGCAGUCGCAGUCGAAGCCAACACCCGUGAUCGGACGCGAUGGAGUUCGAGGUGGCUCGCAGGAUAGAGAGUUGGCGACUGUCGAGAUCGAUGCCACUUUCGCAAGACGACUGGGCUUGAGCGCGGGCACGAAGGCUAGCGUAUCGCUGCAUGUAGAUCCGCCGCAAGCCCAUACUGUCAAUAUCGAGCCUCUGACUGCUACCGACUGGGAGAUCAUCGAGCUUCAUUCGUCUUUCCUCGAGAUGAAUUUUCUCUCCCAAGUCCGAGCUCUCCCCAAUCCAGCUGCUGGGCAUAUGCACCCUCUGACACUGCACCUUACGCCCACAUCUACUGCUAACAUCACAGUCACAUCUCUUACCCCCACGCCAGCAAGCACACAGAACUUUGUCAAGAUUGCGCCAGAUGCGGAGGUGAUAGUGGCUCCUAAAACGAGGCAGUCGCAGAAGCAGGGCAGCUCCAGAGACAAUCGAAGCACCACUAGCGCGGGCAGACGAAGUGCCGGCGGCAGAAGCACGACCAGUCAAGCCAGGCAUAAGAGCGAGAAGGAGAUUGAAAAGUCGAGACCUCCAAUCUUUCUCCGAGGUGUCACCAGAUCGCUCCAGAACGAGUGGUUCGAGGACGGUGGCGACAGUCUCAAAGACGAGGGGCUCAAGAUUUGGGUUGAUCGCGAGCAUCUGCUUUCCAAGACGUUGAGAGGCGUGACUUGGGUGGCAGUAUCUGUAAUCAAGCCCGCGGGCUUGCAAGAGCCGGUGAAUCCGCAGAGUGGACCUGCACCUGAUCAGCAACAUGCUCAGAAAGUGGUUGCGAAGCUAUCGGCGUGGGACGAUGCUCCAGAUAGCAGACAUGUCGCGCUUUCUACGCUGCUGUGUGCGGCGUUAGACUCCGUUGGAAUUGUCGGUGGUAUCGUACGGAUUGAUCCCGCUCCAGCACCACUGCCACGAACUGCUUCUGCGCUGAAGGAUCCAUCGGCUCAAGCGAGCAAAGAAGCAAUCGUCAAGAAGCUGCGGCUUACCCCUUUUUCGCAGUCACCAGCCGAGAAGAAGGCGACAGGUCUCAAAUUUGGUGGCGAGUCGCAAGCAGAAAAGGAGGCUAGUGCAAAGCAAGUGCAUAAGGCAUUGUCAGCGAACAAGAUACUAGAGGGACCUCUGACGGAUGGCAUGUACAUUCCUCCUUCAGACAGCUGGCCUGGCGGUAUCUUGGACUUUGAGCCUCCGCCACCGGGCGACCCUUCGAAGCCGAAGACGAACUGGCUGAUUGGAUCUGAAAGGAGACUUGAGCUGUCGAUACAGCAGAUGACGGCACAGCAGAAAGGACCCCAAUGGCCACCCGGCCAGAACUUGCCGGAGACCAUUCCAAGCAUGGUCGGCAUAGAUCCCGUGAUUGAGCAAACUCGCAAGAGCUUACUGCACACUUCUUCGGUACUGCUGACUGGUGGUCUUGGAGCUGGAAAAACUUCCUUGGUGCAUCUGCUGGCACACCAGCUUCGCAGUGAAUAUCUUUUCAACAUCAUCUACUUUCCCUGUCGAGCCAUGUUCAGCGACGAAACACGAGUCAAGACUAUCAAGGAAACCCUGAAUCGGGUUUUUGCCUCAGCGUCUUGGGGAGCUCGGAUUGGCGGCCGCGCACUCGUGAUCUUAGACGACCUGGAUAAAAUGUGCCCCGUGGAAACCGAACUCGAGCAGCAAAGCAACGUCAACAGCAAGCAGGUCAGUGAAUUGCUAUGCUCGAUUGUUCGUCAAUGGUGUACGAGAGACAGCGGCGUGGUCAUGCUCGCUACUGCGCAGAGUAAAGAGGCUGUCAAUAACAUCGUGAUCGGAGGACAUGUGGUCCGCGACAUUGUCGCACUCAAAGCACCGAGCAAAGACGGGAGGAGAAAGGUGCUCGAAUUGCUUGUCAAAAAAGCCAACCAGUCGGGAAAUGGUGGUGCUGCAGCGACUGUGGUGCAGAACGGUGGACAGCUCAACGCGUGGAUGGAGGACUCGGAUGGCGAGCAAUCGAGGCCGAGCUCCGCAUACGGGCUAGGGGGAGCACAAGAGAAGGAGGAGGAGGAUGAGGAGGAGCACCCAGAUCUGGAUCUGCUGGAUGUUGCUGGACAGACUGACGGAUAUAUGCCUGGUGAUCUAGCUGUCCUCGUCUCUCGUGCUCGUAGCGAAGCACUGAUGCGGGCAGUGAAAGAGGACUCUUUCUCCGAUGAAGUCAGUCUGACCGACAUAGACUUCACUUCGGCGUUGAAGGGAUUCACCCCAGCUUCUUUGCGGGGCGUCACGCUGCAUUCCUCAACUACGACAUUCGCCAACAUCGGUGGCCUCAAGGAGACGCGACAAACACUCUUGGAAACUCUGCAGUACCCGACUACUUACGCGCCCCUCUUUGCCAAGUGUCCCCUGCGGUUGCGCUCUGGUCUGCUGCUAUAUGGAUAUCCUGGAUGUGGCAAGACGUUGCUCGCGUCUGCUGUAGCUGGCGAGUGUGGCCUCAACUUCAUCUCGGUCAAAGGCCCUGAAAUCCUGAACAAAUACAUUGGUGCAUCGGAGAAGAGUGUACGAGAUCUUUUCGAGCGUGCAGAAGCCGCAAAACCCUGUGUGCUGUUCUUCGACGAGUUCGACUCUAUCGCACCCAAGCGUGGACAUGACAGCACCGGUGUCACAGAUCGUGUUGUGAACAUGCUGCUUACCAUGAUGGAUGGUGCAGAAGGCUUAUCUGGCGUGUACGUGUUAGCUGCAACAUCACGGCCAGACCUGAUCGAUCCGGCUUUGCUACGUCCCGGCCGUCUCGACAAGUCACUCAUAUGCGACAUGCCCAACGAAGAAGAUCGUCUCGACAUCUUGCAAGCCGUCAGCAGUAAACUUCACCUCCUCCCCGAUCUUUCCAAUGAACACAACACCGGUCCCGAAUCACUCCACGAAGUCGCCCGCCGCACCGCAGGUUACUCCGGAGCCGAUCUCCAAGCAGUAAUGUACAACGCGCACCUCGAAGCCAUCCACGACAUUCUCGGUCCCUCUGCAGAAACAGCCAGCAGCAGCCUCGAAUCCGAACAGAAGAGCAAAUCCAAAUCCGGUCGUCGCAAUCCUCAAGAUUUCACAUACUUCAAACUAGGCCAAGUCAACAACAACAACAUCUCUCAGGAUACCUCUUCUCCUGCUGCUCUCGCCCAACAAGCCGCCGAACGAGCCGUCAUUGCAGAAAAAUUAAAAAAUCUUCAACUGGUCAAAAAGAAAGCUAAAGCUGAACGCCACGCUGCCAGACCUGGAAGUGCCAUGAGUCAUCAUCAUCAUCAUCAUCAUCCGGAUCACAUCAAUGGACAACUUCCUGAUGGUGGUGGUGGUGAUCGCUCGAGCGCACAAAACUCCGAACCGGUGAUUAGUUGGAAACACGUCGAAUCGAGUUUACGCGAGACAAGAGCGAGUAUUAGCGCACAAGAACAACAGAGACUCGCGAGGAUUUAUCGCGAAUUUGUGGUGGGCAGAAAUGGGGAUUUGCAGGAUGGUCAGGGCGGGUCGGAGAUUGGGGGGAGGACGAGUUUGAUGUAGAUAUGGGACUUUUGAGAUUUUUCAAAUGGUCUUGGACUUGACUUGAUAGGUAUAUAGGUUGAAAGACCUUGGUAGCCUUUUUCUUACUUUGG
Molecule: messenger RNA, 3955 nt
Organism: Sphaerulina musiva SO2202
Lineage: Eukaryota; Fungi; Ascomycota; Dothideomycetes; Mycosphaerellales; Mycosphaerellaceae
Product: AAA-domain-containing protein
Exons: 3
Coding region: 84-3863 (1259 amino acids)
Biological process (GO): protein import into peroxisome matrix
Cellular component (GO): peroxisome; peroxisomal membrane; cytosol
Molecular function (GO): ATP hydrolysis activity; ATP binding
Source: RefSeq, a predicted model, not a curated record